AUGCGGCCGGGGGGCGCGCUGCUCGCCCUGCUCGCCAGCCUGCUGCUGCUGCUGCUGCUGCGCCUGCUCUGGUGCCCGAACUACGCGCCCGCCGCCUCCAGGCUCUCGGUGGAGGAAAGCAGGGAGGCCACCCACGGCACCCCCGCGGCGCUGAGGACCCUCCGGAGCCCCGCGACCCCGGCACCGCCCACCACGAACAGGUAUUCGGAAAAUGACUACCUUCACAUUAUCGCAAACAUACAGAGCUGUCCAUGGAAACGACAAGCAGAAGAAUACGCAAAUUUUAGAGCGAAACUUGCUUCCUGUUGUGAUGCUGUUCAAAACUUUGUUGUUUCUCAAAAUAAUACUCCGGUUGGGACUAAUAUGAGUUAUGAGGUGGAAAGCAAAAAACAAAUCCCAAUUAGAGAGAACAUUUUUCGUAUGUUUCCAGUGUCGCAGCCUUUUGUGGGGUACCCUUAUAAUCAGUGUGCAGUGGUUGGAAAUGGGGGGAUUCUCAAUAAGUCUCUCUGCGGAGCUGAAAUAGACAAAUCCGACUUCGUUUUUAGAUGUAACCUCCCCCCAACCACAGGAGAUGUUAGUAAAGAUGUUGGAAGCAAAACAAAUCUUGUGACUGUCAAUCCCAGUAUCAUAACGCUAAAAUAUGGGAACUUAAAGGAAAAGAAAGCAGUAUUUCUGGAGGACAUUGCAACCUAUGGAGACGCAUUUCUUCUUCUGCCAGCAUUUUCUUUUAGGGCCAACACUGGUACCUCUUUUAAAGUGUACUACACACUCAGAGACUCUAAAGCAAGACAAAAGGUUCUGUUUUUCCAUCCCAAGUACCUGAAACAUCUGGCCCUUUUCUGGAGAACUAAAGGUGUGACCGCGUACCGCUUGUCCACCGGUUUGAUGAUCGCGAGUGUCGCAGUGGAACUGUGUGAAAAUGUGAAGCUUUAUGGAUUUUGGCCCUUCUCUAAAACUGUAGAAGACACACCUGUCAGCCAUCACUACUAUGACAACACGUUACCUAAACGCGGUUUCCAUCAGAUGCCCAAAGAAUAUAGGCAGAUCCUCCAACUGCAUGUCAAAGGAAUCCUCAAACUACAAUUUAGCAAAUGUGAAAUAGCCUAA
Molecule: messenger RNA, 1107 nt
Organism: Propithecus coquereli (Coquerel's sifaka)
Lineage: Eukaryota; Metazoa; Chordata; Mammalia; Primates; Indriidae
Gene: ST8SIA6
Product: ST8 alpha-N-acetyl-neuraminide alpha-2,8-sialyltransferase 6
Exons: 7
Coding region: 1-1107 (368 amino acids)
Biological process (GO): N-glycan processing; oligosaccharide metabolic process
Molecular function (GO): alpha-N-acetylneuraminate alpha-2,8-sialyltransferase activity
Source: RefSeq, a predicted model, not a curated record